CGCGCCGCUGAGCUCAUCGGGCGGCGCCGGGGCCGGUCCGGGCGGCAGGAGCCGGCUGCCGGGGCCUAGCCGGGAGCCCCGCGGAUGUGGGCUGAGGCGUUGGUUCUGCCCUGCAGGGCCGGGCUGCGGCUGUUCCCGCCGCUCCGGCUGAGGCACCGAGCGCCGGGCGCCAUGAAGCUGCAGUCCCCUCAGUUCCAGGCUCUCUUCACGCCGGGGCUCCGCAGCGUGGCAGAAUUGUUUGAGAAGAAGAACUAUGAGCUGAGAAUAGCAGGAGGUGCUGUGAGGGAUUUACUAAGUGGAAUGACACCACAAGAUAUAGAUUUUGCCACUACGGCUACACCAGCAGAGAUGAAGGAAAUGUUCACAUCUGCUGGUGUUCGUCUGAUCAAUAACAAAGGAGAAAAACAUGGAACCAUUACUGCCAGGCUCCAUGAACAGAAUUUUGAAAUUACUACUCUUAGAAUAGAUGUUGUCACCGAUGGACGACAUGCAGAGGUUGAAUUCACCACUGACUGGGAAAAGGAUGCUGAAAGGAGGGAUCUGACUGUCAAUUCCAUGUUUUUAGGUUUGGAUGGGAUGCUGUAUGAUUUUUUUAAUGGAUAUGAAGACUUGAAAACCAAGAAAAUUAGAUUUGUAGGAAAGGCAAGUGAGAGAAUACAAGAAGAUUAUUUACGAAUCCUAAGAUAUUUCAGGUUUUAUGGAAGAAUCGCAGAAAAACCUGGUGAUCAUGAACCUAGUACACUGCAAGCAAUUAAAGAAAAUGCCAAAGGUUUGGCUGGAAUAUCAGGAGAAAGGAUUUGGGUGGAACUGAAAAAAAUUCUUCUUGGAAACCAUGUAAAUCAUUUGGUUCGACUUAUGUACGAGCUGGAUAUUGCCCAAUAUAUAGGACUACCACUUGAUGGAAAUUUAGAGGAAUUUGACAGAGUCACUAAAAGUAUUCAAAAUCUGUGUCCAAAACCGAUGACUGUUCUGACAUCAUUGUUCAAGGUGAAGGAUGAUGUCACAAACCUCGAUCUGAGGCUGAAAAUCUCAAAAGAAGAAAAAAACCUUGGCCUUUUUUUAGUGAAGCACCGGCAAGAGUUAACCAAAGCUACGGGUCCAGAACCACUUAGACCCUAUCAGGACUUCAUAAUGGAUUCUAGGGAAGCUAAUACAAAUGCCAAGAUCUGUGAGCUUCUAAAAUACCAAGGAGAAGAACAUCUUUUAAGAGAAAUGCAGCAAUGGACUGUUCCUUCUUUUCCUGUUAGUGGCCAUGAUUUAAGAAAACUGGGUGUGUCUUCUGGAAAAGAAAUUGGAACAGCAUUACAGCAGCUACGGGAUGAAUGGAAGAAGAGCGGAUACCACAUGGAUAAAGAAGAACUGUUGAGUUGCCUGAAGAAGUUGUAAAAUUGAAUAAUAGUAGAGAACUGUUUGUGCCCUGUUCUAAGUGUAACUGAGAUACCAGUAAAUACUCUCAGUGUUGUCGCAGCCAAUAUAGCAUUUGUCAUAUUUAAGAUCUUCAGACAGCACAGUUCUGUUACUAAUUUGUAAUUUCUGAAAGGAGAAGUUUAAUUUUGUAGUAAUGUAAAAUAGUAUUUGCCAAGUUCCACAGUCUACUUCUUUUUGUUGAAUUUUAAUGAUAAAUAUUUAACUACUUUAUCUUGACUCUGGGUAAUUAGAGGUGACACCAGGAUUUUUCUCAUUCUGACUUUGCUCUAUCAAAAAAAAAAAAGUUUUUAUCUUCUAGAUAAAAUCAUGGGUGUUUUCUGUGCCUAGGAGAGUGACAAAGUGUCUAGAAAUAAUGAGCUCUAACUCUUUUUGUAGUUAAAGCUAGGUACCAGAUUGAAAUACUCACUCCAGCAGUUCCCAAAGAGUCUUAUCAUGUAAAACAAGUCUUUUUUCUAUAAAGAUUUUUAUCUUCCAUAAUUCCAGAAUCAGUUUUAGAUUAAAAGGAUGACUUAGCUGAGUCAGUAUCAUGAACUUCUUGUCUCUUCAGUAGUUUUUCAGUAACUUGUUUAUCACUGAGUAACUAAAUCCAUAGAAAACUGGUGAAGGGCUUCUACAGUAUGUUUUCAACUUCCUGUGUGAAACAUACUAUUAAUGUUAAUAGUAGAGGGGGAGGGAGAGCCAGGGUCCCUGCCUUUCCCCCCUGCUAUGUCUGGUAGUUGCCUCUUGAUUCCCUUCCUUUUUUUUUUUCCAAGGGAGGAGGUACAAAUAGAAUUCAGGUGAUGGUGUUGGUGCGCCUAAACAGUGUGAACAUCAGCUAAGUCCUGUAGCUCCAUCACCUUCAGAGUACUAAAUUAGAGAAAUUGCCAGUGCCUUCAGUAACUCUCCACGCAUCUUUUCCUGUAAACUCGCAGCAGUGAGACCCAGAGGCAUUCACCUCUCUGAUUUGCCAGCAUUCUGUUUAAAGCAGUAGAAUUAUUUUGGGAAGAAUUCCAACAUCCCUACUGCUAUCACACCAGGUUCUUCCCUGUGUUGCUUCUGUGUUAAUUAUCCAUACAUUUCUUCUGUCUGAACAGAUCUACAUUAAAAAUGCACUCUGAAUGCAGUUCAAAAGGAAAUUCUAAAUUAUUUGCCCCUUCAAAAUUAAUAACAUUUUGGAAAGCAUGAGAAGUAAAGGGGAUUCUCUUUGUUCAGUAGCCAUCAAUUGCUGCUGUAGAAGAUUGGGUUUUGAAGCAGUGCUGUUCUGGCUGGUCUUAAUGAACAUGUAUUAACAACCCUGGUGUUUUUCGGUGUGCUUUAAAAAAAAACAACAAAAAAACAACAAAGGAAUGGCUCUAACCGAGGGCAUCUCUUGUAUAUAUAAAUUUUAUUGCAGGUUUAAGUUUUCCUACAAAACCAUGGUAACUAAUAAAAUGGUUUGGGUUUCA
Messenger RNA from Aquila chrysaetos chrysaetos, 2852 nucleotides. RefSeq names its product tRNA nucleotidyl transferase 1 (gene TRNT1). Bases 85 to 1386 code for a protein of 433 amino acids. Gene Ontology annotation, molecular function: nucleotidyltransferase activity; RNA binding. The record is from RefSeq and is a predicted model, not a curated record. NCBI's taxonomy places the organism in Eukaryota, Metazoa, Chordata, Aves, Accipitriformes, Accipitridae. Gene Ontology annotation, biological process: RNA processing. The transcript has 8 exons.